This is a messenger RNA of Callorhinchus milii (elephant shark), 2672 nucleotides long. It is a transcript of the gene klhl15, whose product is annotated as kelch-like family member 15. The record is from RefSeq and is a predicted model, not a curated record. Lineage: Eukaryota; Metazoa; Chordata; Chondrichthyes; Chimaeriformes; Callorhinchidae. The transcript has 4 exons. Gene Ontology annotation, biological process: protein ubiquitination; nuclear protein quality control by the ubiquitin-proteasome system. Bases 234 to 2186 code for a protein of 650 amino acids. Gene Ontology annotation, molecular function: protein binding. Gene Ontology annotation, cellular component: Cul3-RING ubiquitin ligase complex; nucleus.
CGGCGCCGAGGUGCGGGAGGAGGAGAAGAUGGCGGCGGCGGCUCAGAGCUGACAGCGAGCCCUGGGGUGGAGGGGUGAGGAAGCGGCCUCGACUGAUCACCGCCUGGUACAAGGCCCCGGGAGCCGCGGGUCAACGAGGGCCGGAGCCUCGAUGAGCUGCGGAUAAACGGCGGCGGCGGCGGGGGGUCGGUUGGGCUGUGAGCGCCGGGCGGUGCCGACUGUGGCUGUUGCCGAUGCUGGAGCCACUUGCUGGUGUGGAGCCUCCUUUAGGCAGGAGUGCUGGACGAUCUGGCCUGCGGACGUCUCCACGACUGCUGUCAAUGUCGCUGCGUAAUCAACCCAUAGAAGGUCCACUUGCAGCAGGGUUAUUAAUGGCAGGAAAUGUGGAUGUGUACAACUCUUCUGUUCAUGACUCCUGCGUUUCUUCGGGGUUCAAAACCCUGUAUGAAGAGGGAUUACUGUUCGAUGUUACUCUGGUCAUCGAGGAUCACCAGUUCCAGGCUCACAAGGCACUAUUAGCUACACAGAGCGACUACUUUCGAAUAAUGUUCACAGCAGACAUGAGGGAACGGGAUCAGAAUAAGAUCCAUCUCAAAGGUCUCACUCCAACAGGCUUCAGCCAUGUCCUUCAGUUCAUGUAUUAUGGCUCCAUUGAACUGAACAUGAGCACAGUCCACGAGAUUCUGCAGGCAGCCAUGUAUGUCCAACUAACUGAAGUGGUGAAAUUCUGCUGUUCUUUCCUGUUGUCAAAAAUCUGCUUGGACAACUGUGCAGAAAUUAUGCGACUCUUAGAUGAUUUCAGUGUUAAUAUAGAUGGUAUCAAAGAGCAACUGGACAAGUUCCUGCUGGACAAUUUUGUGCCACUAAUGUCUAGAGCUGACUUUCUGUCCUACUUGAGUGUUGAAAAGCUUUUGUCAUGUUUGGAGAAUGAUCAACUGAGCAGGUUCCCAGAGAUUGAGCUGUUUGAGGCAGCACAAGCCUGGCUGAGACAUGACCGAAGUCGCUGGAGGCACACAGAUGCCAUUGUUCAAAAUGUCAGGUUUUGUCUGAUGAACACAACAAACGUUUUGGAAAAGGUAAAGCCAUCUGAAUUUUAUCGCUACUCUCGGCAGCUACGUUUUGAGGUUGAGCAGGCGUUAAAUUAUUUUCAGAAUGUUAAUCAGCAGCCACUGCUGGAGAUGAAAUCUAACCACAUCCGCUCUGCCAAGUCGCAGACAGCAGUUUUCCGAGGAAUGAUUGGACACAGCAUGGUGAAUAGUAAGAUUCUUCUCCUACACAGGCCUAGAGUCUGGUGGGAAUUGGAAGGCCCUCAGGUACCUUUGCGACCAGAUUGUCUUGCUAUACUCAACAACUUUGUGUUCCUCUUGGGUGGGGAAGAGCUGGGGCCAGAUGGUGAGUUUCAUGCCUCUUCUAAAGUCUUUAGGUAUGACCCCCGACAAAAUUCAUGGUUGAGAAUGUCAGACAUGUCUGUCCCUCGGUCAGAGUUUGCCGUUGGUAUUAUUGGCAAGUACAUCUAUGCUGUGGCAGGGAGAACACGAGAUGAGACCUUUUAUUCAACAGAACGUUAUGAUAUCACGCAAAACAAAUGGGAAUUCAUUGAUCCCUAUCCAGUUAAUAAAUAUGGCCAUGAAGGAACUGUUCUCAAUAAUAAGCUGUACAUAACUGGAGGAAUAAUGUCCUCGUCAACCUCCAAGCAAGUCUGUGUAUUUGAUCCCAGUAAAGAAGGGACUGUAGAACAGCGGACAAGGAGAACACAAGUGGUUACAACAUGCUGGGAGAACAAGGCCAAAAUGAAUUAUGCAAGGUGUUUUCAUAAAAUGAUUGCCCACAAUGGGAAACUCUAUGUAUUUGGUGGAGUGUGUGUAAUUUUACGGGCUUCUUUUGAGUCUCAAGGCUGCCCAUCUACAGAAGUUUAUGACCCUGAUACAGAUCAGUGGACUAUCCUCGCAUCGAUGCCGAUUGGAAGAAGUGGACAUGGGGUGGCAGUAGUUGAAAAGCAAAUAAUGGUCCUUGGUGGCCUUUGUUACAAUGGUCAGUAUAGUGACUCCAUACUUACCUUUGAUCCAGAGGAAAAUAAGUGGAAAGAAGAUGAGUACCCAAGGAUGCCUUGUAAGCUGGACGGCCUGCAAGUCUGCAGCCUUUACUUUCCUGACUUCAUAUUGGAGCAUAUUCGACGAUGUACCUAAAAUGUGGGUAUGGCUCAGAAUGACUAAGAUUUUGUUCUACAUUACAUUAAUUCACUAGUAGGAAAAGUAACAUUUUAAGGAUUUCUGUCAGAACCAAUCAUACAGUAUUGCAAACAAUAUUGUUCUUCACAUAGAAGAUACUAAGAGAAGCUGCGUACAUAUUUCCUGUGCAUUUCAGUGUUUUUAAAAACAAUUAUUUUCAUUCUGGUAUGUGGGCUUUGUUGAGAUUUUUAUUGGUAGAUUUUAGAUUCAUAAACCGUCUGUACCAUUUAUCUUUACAAACGUAUCUUUGCAGACUCUUAAGAUGUUGUUAAGGCAGCUUGUUUGAAGUUUUAAACUGUACUUGACUAGCUCCUAGUUCCCAUGCAGCCUCUUACUCACACUUUUGGAUUCUGUACAACUUCUGGAGUGUUUACCAUAUUUGUCCUGAAUCUCUUCACAUUUUGCAAUUUUUUUUGAUUUCCCUCUUUCUACUUUUAAUUAUUU